GGUAAGUAAGACUUGGUGUGACUCAACGUCAUGCAGUAGCCCCUCCACAACCGGUCCUUCAAGCUCGUCGCAUACUUUAAUAACGGUGGAGCGGUUCCCGUGAGACGUUGGCUUCUCACUAGCACAGUCGGCUCCCAGCAACAAGAACAAGAGCAAUCUUCAAUCUGCGCCGCCAUGGAGAAAUUGGAUAAAAUUUUGAAGAGUUACGUCGCUGAGGGGGACGAGACGAAGGAGAAGGUAUUUGGCGCAGCUUUCAGCGUGGUGAACAAAGACGGAAUCAUCUACCAAGGUGCAGCUGGACGGACAGACCUGCCAGUAACAUCGCCCAGAUUCGCCACCGACUCCUUUUCGUGGGUGGCCUCAUUGACCAAGAUUAUCACUGCAACGGCCAUCAUGCAGCUUGUUGAGAAGGGCCUGACAAAGCUUGAUGAUGACGUGCGGCCACUGGUGCCUGAGCUGGCUAAGAUGCAGAUCCUUAGAGGCUUCGACGAGGACGGCAAGCCCAUCUUGGAGGAUAACGUAAAGCCUAUCACGCUUCGCAAUCUUGUUACGCACACCGUUGGGCUCGGCUACGAUGUGGCUGACCCCGAUCUGAUGAAGUGGUCUGCCGCUGUUGGUCGCACCGUUACGAACCUGUCCUUCACGUUUGACGGAUGGAACACCCCCCUGAAGUUCGCCCCAGGGGAUGGAUGGUACUAUGGAAGUGCCAUGGACUGGGCCGGCAAGGCUCUAGAGGCCGUCACAGGACAGUCGCUUGGCCAGUACAUGACCGAGAACAUCUUCAAGCCCCUGGGCAUGCACGACACGACCUUCCACCCACUGAACCUGGCAGAGAGGGCCAAGGAUCGCAAGGUAGCCUGCUCGUUCCGCGAUGCCGAUUCAGGCCUGCUGUCGAUCGGGGCCCAACCAACCCCCGUCGACCCGCCAGCCGAAAGCGGCGGGGCCGGCCUCCAUACCACUGCGGCGGACCACGUGAAGGUGUUGCGUGCCCUGCUCCGGGCACUGUCAGGGGACGGGGAUACGCCCCUGGUCAGUAAGGAGACUGCAGAAGAAAUGCUGCGGCCACAGCUGUCCGAGGUCCAGCAGCAGAUGCUACAGUCAUUGACUGGUCAAUUCCACGACGCAAUGGCUCCCGAGUUCCCGCUCGGAACGCCCCUGAACCACGGCAUUAGUGGAAUCAUCAAUACCGAGGACGUGGUGGGGAGGAGGCGGAAAGGGAGCAUGAUGUGGAUCGGCAUGUGCAACGGCCACUGGUGGAUUGACCGCGAGACGGGCAUUGCAGCCACCCUUCUCGUCAAUGUGCUUCCUCAGCCAGAUGCGGUGGUAAACAAGCUUUACAAUGAGCUCGAGGAUGCGGUUUAUGGAGAAUUGCUACCGAGUUUGAAGGCACGGUGUGGCGGAAGGAAAUAACCAGUGCCAGAUGCCAGAUGCCAGAUGCUCCGCCGGCUACAAAGUCGACCAAGACCCUUGCCUGGGCUCUUCUCGUCCUGGCCGAUUGAUACCACUUCAGAUGUACACACGGCAUGUGAUGCCUACCCGUUAAAUCUUGGCAGGAUUCUCGGUACCGCCUGACUCACUCCAUGGUAUUGGCACAGGUUGCAAUAGGGAUUUGCAGAUAUUGGUUCCUACCAGAUCUAGUGGGCGGUGAGCACUGUGUCUUAAACAAAGGAGGGUCAUAAAUAAAUUAAAGUGUUAGAGAGAGGUAGAAGAGAAAAACCCCCACUGCUCCCCCUUUGCCAUUAAAUAGUAGCAUACAAACCUCUCCUAAAAAAAAAAUCGCC
Molecule: messenger RNA, 1781 nt
Organism: Phialemonium atrogriseum
Lineage: Eukaryota; Fungi; Ascomycota; Sordariomycetes; Cephalothecales; Cephalothecaceae
Product: acyltransferase LovD
Exons: 4
Coding region: 175-1410 (411 amino acids)
Source: RefSeq, a predicted model, not a curated record